UCCAGCAAAUUGUCAUUAUCAAUGGUUGAUAAAAAAUAGUCAGGUUCUCUUUAAAACGAGAGGAGUGGUGACACUAAAAGAAUAACGUCUGCGACUCGAGUUCUGCUGGCUCUCAUGAUUGUCAUAAUGGUCAGGAUCUGUGGUCAGGAUCAUCGACGCCGUGAACCCUUGCCGUAAACGCCUCUCCUUUUUCCGUUCCUUCUCUCUCUCGUGUCUCGUCCAACUCUCUCCCAUGUUUACAAACAUGGCGGCGGACGAAUGUUACUUGUUUUCACAGCUUGAUCUUCCAUCUUCAGGUUUUGUAUUGAUUGAGGAAAUCCGUAGGCAGGGAAAGCUGUGCGACAUAACUCUGAAAGUUGACGAUGAAAUCUUCACGGCCCAUCGCAUCGUCCUCGCCUCAACAAUCCCUUACUUCUACGCCAUGUUCACCCACGACAUGAUCGAGAGCAAGCAGAAGGAGAUUACUAUUCGAGGCAUUGAAGCUUCAGCACUGGAAGCUCUGAUCAACUUUGCAUACAGUGGAAAAGUGAAUAUCACGGCUUCGAACGUUCAGUCGCUGCUAGUGGGCUCAUCUUUUCUACAGCUACUCAAAGUUAGAGAAGCUUGUUCCGAAUUUUUAAUGAAAAGGCUCCACCCCAACAACGUGCUGGGCGUGCGGGCGUUUGCGGAUGCUCUUGGCUGCCCGGCGCUUGUGGACGCCACCAACAAAUUCAUCCGCAAGCACUUUCUGGAGGUAUCCCAGUCGGAGGAAUUUCUCGCCCUAACUCUGCCGGACGCCAUUGAGAUUGUUGGCUGGGAUGAGAUCUACGUUGUCUCUGAAGAACAAGUGUUUGAGGCGGUGAUGCAGUGGGUGCUUCACGACGCAGACGCCCGCGGCCAGUUGCUGCCUGAGUUGUUGUCUCAUGUGCGCCUCCCACUACUGAGUCCCCAGUUUCUGGCGGACCGAGUUGCGGCAGAGCCCUUGGUGCGAGGCUGCCACCGCUGCAGAGACCUGUUGGACGAAGCUCGUGACUACCUGCUUAUGCCCGAGCGCAGGCCGCUCUUGCGCGGCUUCCGCACACGCUCACGCUGCUGCCCCGACGCAGCAGGGCACAUCUACGCCGUUGGUGGGCUCACCAAGGCAGGUGAUUCCCAGAGCACGGUAGAGGUGUACGACCCGAAGCUUGGCCACUGGCAGGUGGCCGAGGCCAUGUCUAUGACUCGCAGUCGCGUCGGCGUGGCCGUAGUAGCCGGCAAGCUCUACGCCAUUGGUGGCUACAACGGAGUGGAGCGGCUUCGCACGGUCGAGGUGUUCAGUCCUGACACUCGGCUGUGGAGCAGGGUGUGCUCCAUGAACUGUAAGCGCAGUGCUGUCGGAGCCGCGGUGCUCUAUGGGAAGCUCUAUGUUUGUGGUGGCUACGAUGGAGUUUCUUCUCUCAACACGGUGGAGUGCUACAAUCCAGAUAAAAAUGAGUGGACCAUGGUGACCAGCAUGUCAAAGCACAGGAGUGCAGCUGGAGUGGUGGCCUUCGACGGACACAUCUAUGCUCUUGGUGGCCACGACGGACUUUCCAUUUUCGGAUCGGUGGAACGCUAUGACGUACAGAAGGGCCAGUGGUUCCUGAUGCCCCCCAUGCUGACCCGCCGCUGUCGUCUCGGGGUAGCCGUGCUGCGGGGCAAGAUCUAUGUGUGCGGCGGCUACGACGGGGCCACUUUCCUGCAGACGGCCGAAGCCUACGACCCCGCUCGGCAGAAGUGGCAGUUUGUGGCUCCCAUGAAUGUGACCCGUAGCCGGGUGGCCCUGGUGGCCAACUGCGGGCGCCUCUUCGCCGUGGGCGGCUACGACGGCGUCUCCAACCUGAGCUCGGUAGAGGUGUACGAUCCUGAUGUGGACCGCUGGACGCCCGUCGCCUCCAUGUGCGCACACGAGGGAGGGGUGGGCGUCGGAGUGCUGCCCGCUCCCUAGCACCAUCAGGUUCCUGCCCGUUUCAAAAGACCCGGAACUUCGGUGGAGCCUUCAAAUACCCAGUGUGUUCCACACGUGCAUUGCGGCCCGCGACAAACGACAGUUUUUGUAUUCUGCGCGUGUCGUGUGCCAAGUGAUGUGUACAACUCUCGUUAUGAAAUGGUGCCGAAGGGAGCCAGCUCUACACCGACGUAUUGCGGUAUAUUGUGCAACCGACACAAAUAGGUGGAAAACGAAAUUGCAAGAUAUUCCACAUUUUUACAGGUUUGAUGGUUCAACAUUGAUUCAGAGGUACUUUAGGUUCUUCAAGAAUGGAGGGGUGGUGUUUCUGAAUAUCCCCUACAGGCUGCAGAGCACCAUGGAGCGACAGUCUUGGAAGGUGAUGGUGCGAUUGCCCUAAUGAAAGCGGACAAAGAUUUGUGAGUGUUCUAAGCGAAGCUUGAAAUUUGUCUGGCGGGGAGAAGCCUCAUGCAGCUCAACGAAUCAAAACACACUUUGGGGAAAAGGUACAUUCCUUACAGAUGGUCCUCCAGGCAGUCCAAAAGCCAGGGGCAGAAAGGUCUGAAAAAAAUUGCCACUAAAGCAAAGUUGUGCAAUGCAGUUUACCUAGCAGAACUCCAUUGUCAAAGAGUGACAGACAGGUUUUCUUUGCUAGUUUUUGCUUAUUCCUGCAGCUUUUUGCUGCAUCAGCACAAAUUAAUCGUGCACAGUUUUUGUUAGUUUGCCGACACAAAUUUUGAAAGCAAUAUAUUCCUGCUGUCAGCUUUUACAGCUUUUUCCUGAAUGCAACUAUGGAAUCUCCAGCUGAUGUUUCUGUGCCUAUUACUGCCUCUUUUACAAGCAAGUGCAGUGCAGCCGAGCACACAAACUUGGCACUCGUUUUUUUUUUUUUUUUUUUUUUGAGCCUUUUACAAAGCAUUUAGGGUCUCUGCAUUGCAUUCUCUUUGCAGCCUCAAGUGGGAGCAAACAGAAAUCCGGACUUGAAACCCUGCCAUUAGAUGGUCGUUCUGUUUUCUGGCUGUGCCCAACCCUUUUGAGUGGCAGAGCUUUGCAAAUUCAGUUCUGCCGUGAUAGACAGCCCAGACUCAAACACACUGGGUGGUGAUAACAUUGCCACUGAUUAAAAAUAAACAUACUAUUGCUUCA
Ixodes scapularis (black-legged tick) is the source of this 3091-nucleotide messenger RNA. RefSeq names its product kelch-like protein 18 (gene KLHL18). The record is from RefSeq and is a predicted model, not a curated record. NCBI's taxonomy places the organism in Eukaryota, Metazoa, Arthropoda, Arachnida, Ixodida, Ixodidae. Gene Ontology annotation, molecular function: protein binding. The transcript is spliced from 9 exons. Bases 233 to 1945 code for a protein of 570 amino acids.